Molecule: messenger RNA, 768 nt
Organism: Amblyraja radiata (thorny skate)
Lineage: Eukaryota; Metazoa; Chordata; Chondrichthyes; Rajiformes; Rajidae
Product: ETS translocation variant 3-like protein
Exons: 5
Coding region: 1-768 (255 amino acids)
Biological process (GO): regulation of transcription by RNA polymerase II; cell differentiation
Cellular component (GO): nucleus
Molecular function (GO): DNA-binding transcription factor activity, RNA polymerase II-specific; sequence-specific DNA binding
Source: RefSeq, a predicted model, not a curated record
AUGGAGAGGAGCAGAAAGUUCUUCGCUCAAGGGAUGGUGAUCCUGCGGAAUUAUGUGCCACAGAAGGUGGCGACCAAGUUGCUGAAUAUAUUGAGUUUCGAACAAAUUCUCCAUUUUCUUAACCAGGCUCCUGGGGCAGGGAUGCAGUGUGGCUGUGGAACUGAAUUCGUACACUACUGGCUUCCAGGCAUCGCCUACCCAGACUGGGCCUACAAACCAGACUCCAGCCCUGGGAGCCACCAAAUACAGCUUUGGCACUUCCUCCUGGACUUACUGCGCAAGGAGGAGUUCCGGGAGGUGAUCACGUGGCAGGGAGAAUUCGGGGAGUUUGUCAUCAAGGAUCCCGAUGAGGUGGCUCGCCUGUGGGGAGCGAGGAAGGGCAAGCCCCAGAUGAACUAUGAUAAACUCAGCAGGGCCCUCAGGUAUUACUACAACAAGCGGAUUUUGAAUAAGACCAAGGGCAAGCGGUUUACUUAUAAGUUCAACUUCAGUACACUGGUGAUGUUGAAAUGGCCACUAUGGGAUCUGCCAAUAUCUCCACUACUCUUGGGGAUUCCUGUGGAGGUCCCUCAAGUGCUGGAACCUCAUGUUGCCCAGUCCAGAUCUCGGCCGGACUGUCUGCCAGCCAGUUUUCCUUCACCCUCCUUCCAACCUGGACACCGGGAAGAGAUGUCGUCACCCAUCGGCUCCCCGUCCCGGGAGCUCAGGACUCUGCCGACCUGGUCCCUUCUCUACCUGCUGUCAGCCACCGCACCGGCGCCGGUGUGA